UCUCGUGCCUCAAUUUUAGAAUUGCCUGUCUAAUGUACGUCCUCAAGCCUUUACGUGAAGCAUAAUAUCGAAAAUGGAUGAAGUGAUGCAGGAUGCGCCGGGGUGGAUGGAAGCUGACAUGUAUGGGAACCCCCAGGAUUUCUCAGAAUAUUAUAGAGCUGUAAAUGCUCUCUGGAAGAGAUAUCGAGAGGAGGGCGGCCACGUUAUAAGGGGCUUUAGAGACUAUCGCGUGGAUCGGGAGGAGUGGGCGGAAGCUCCGUUUCCGAAACCAGGAGAAAUUAACCCUCGGGAUUAUAACAUAAAAAAGAAUUGGCAGCGGAUUCCAUACAAGACUGAGGCCUGGGAAAGUACAUGGCCACCGUUUGUGCUCCAAACAUCAGAUUUAUACGACGAGCCGUAUAGGAAUGAUAUAAGGGAAAGAUGUCGAGCUGGCCAAAGAUAUUUCGAGAGACGUCCUCGAAAUGAUCUUAAACUAGCAAAAGUACUAGGCUACGGUGGAAAUGGCAUAGCUUUAAAGUUCAGAAGCAUACGUCCACCUUACGAACUGGUAAUGAAGAUUGGUCGCAAGGGCUGGUUCAGCCCAGAGAUCCGUCGCGAAGAGCGGUCGUUAAAGGAAGUAGACCGCGCGGCCCAUUGCAUCCAGAUGGUUCCUCGGAACGAAGUAUUGCAAGCAGAAUACCAGGCCUAUGAAUAUAAUCCAAUAGAUCCGUUCGAUUCGAGCGACGAUGACGAGGAUGCUUCUUCUCUAAAGGACUCGGAGGUUGAAAUCCCGGACGAGGGCCGCGCCUUUCGGGGGUGGGAUGACACUCGGAGAUUCACUCAUGAAAACGACCCUGAAGAUGCGGCGGCGAAGCAUGAGUACCACAUACAAAGAAUCAGGGAACGAGAUGAACUGAUUGAUAACAUGAUUCGCAAUAGGGUUGGAAAUGACCCAGAAAAUCCAAUCUUCCGCCAUGAUUAUGUUAUCUUGGAGUUUGUGGAAAAUGGUGACCUAGCGCACCUCAUCCAAAGGAUCGAAAAUACCAAAAAUGACCAAACGAAGAGAGUCCCUAACCGUGUUCUUUGGUCCUUUUGGCUUUGCUUGGUUAAGGCGUGUAUUGCCUUAGAGUAUCCUCCGCGGUUAUUCCACCCUGGGCGACACGACAGACAUCCCCAGCGAACGCUAGAAGACGCGAUGAGGGAAAUGAAUUUAUCAGAUCCUGAGGGGGGGCCUGAGGAGUGGAAAGUUCUCGGAGGGGACCUCUUCGAGGAGAUCCCGGCCCUCGCUAAGCGUUAUGCUGCAAUGCGGUUGGUCCAUUUUGAUAUCGAUGCUAGAAAUAUCUUCAUCGGUGGCCUAGACGCACAUGCUACAGAUGGUGAGCAUGCUAUAAUUCCUAGACUGAAGCUCGCGGACUUUGGACGUAUGAGGAGAAUAAAACCUAACAAGGGAAAUCAAUACUACCUUCGACAUCGCUUCGCCGGGAAAUACGGACACUAUGCCCCUGAACAAUUCGGAAGCGAGUGGGAUUACCUAGACGUUAAAAACACGAUGGGUUGGGAAAUCUCGGAGCAAAGGGUAGCUGGAAAUUACGGAUCACCAAUGAAUGUAUGGGGAAUUGCCUUGACCUUAUGGACGCUCAUGACAACAUCUCGUCCGCCGAUUCCACCCCAGCAGAGCGCGGAUGAUCCCAUUCAUUAUGCAACAUUGAUCAUGGACGACCCUGAGUUAAGUUAUAUAGACCAAGACCUCCGGACUACAAUUACGCAAUGCAUGAGGCACUACCCCGAUGAGCGACCAACACUAGAGGCUCUACUGGCCCAGGCAAAGGAAGGUACACAACGGGGAUAUGCUGGUGAGACUGACGAUGUAAUCAAAGACUGGGUUAAAAGAUUGGUAUGUGAUAGAGCAGGUCGCAUUCUGGGCCCAGCCUUAACUUCUUAAGCACAUAUUUGCUAUUAACCUGGUCCCUUAGCUAACCU
Molecule: messenger RNA, 1959 nt
Organism: Daldinia decipiens
Lineage: Eukaryota; Fungi; Ascomycota; Sordariomycetes; Xylariales; Hypoxylaceae
Product: kinase-like domain-containing protein
Exons: 8
Coding region: 74-1921 (615 amino acids)
Biological process (GO): protein phosphorylation
Cellular component (GO): cytoplasm
Molecular function (GO): protein serine/threonine kinase activity; ATP binding
Source: RefSeq, a predicted model, not a curated record